Messenger RNA from Diaporthe citri, 522 nucleotides. RefSeq lists its product as uncharacterized. The record is from RefSeq and is a predicted model, not a curated record. The transcript is spliced from 3 exons. Lineage: Eukaryota; Fungi; Ascomycota; Sordariomycetes; Diaporthales; Diaporthaceae. Bases 1 to 522 code for a protein of 173 amino acids.
AUGACUACAUCAAUAGUAGUCGCAUAUCCGACAUACUUGUCCAGAUUCGAAAAAUUUGGGGAUUUUGAUAAGUGGAGGUUUCACUGUCUCAGGAUCAUCCGCUCUGUUUGCAAGGAUCAUCCUGACAUCCAGUUUCGCACCGCGAACGAGGGCCAGUGUGCAGGCGUCUACCUUUCUGAAGAGUUUGACGAUCCGCAAGGUGGCCUGAGGAGAGAAAAGCUCCAGGCCCAUUUUGGUACCCUUCGGUUAGACGGAGAUAUGCUUUGGGUGGUCGUCGAUGGCGGGAGCAGUACUUUCAACAUGCAGGGUCUCGCCUUUUACUUUGAUGAAAAGCUUCAAGUAGAAGCUAGCCAGUCGGUCAGUGGUCCAGGCUGGUCACCAGGAACACGCGGCGGUAGCAACCUGCUUGACGAGAAGGUUCAGGGCUUAUGUCGUCCCCAGUUGGAGGAACUCUCCGUAGAUCUACAAGAUGACAAGCUUGCAGCCGUAAUGAAGGACUUCGAGGAGCAAAAAUGGGGCUAG